CUGUGGGAGGGAGAGUAAUCGCCUUGUUGCUCCGCCCCUCUUCCGUCCCCCUCCCCCCUCCUCCACUAUCACUUCUCCACUACAUCUCUUGCUCCGCCCCUUCGGCCACGCCCCCUUCUCCCCCCUUCCUGCCUCGUUGGUCACAGACGCGAUCGUGGCAGGGAAGGCCGAAGGACAAGGAAGCUUUUAAAAGGGGCAGCACUGUUUAUCCAGGGAAUGUAAACAGUACCAGGCCAAUCACCAACAGGUGUUCAUGACGCGUGCUGCGGGAAGUGACUCAGAUCAACGUUCCUACUGCAAUAUUAAACCGACAACUUAUCAGUGACGAACUUAAGACAAAAAACUAAAAAGACUGAGAAACAGGGCCGAGCAACAGGUGAUUUUCAACGUUCACCCACAAAAAACAAAUUCUUGCAAAUUAUUCAAGGCCCUUCGCAAUGGGAUCCUUCAUCGGGCAUGUCGUCCCGGGCACCUUCUUCUUCUUCUUCGGGAUGUGGUUUACGUACCGGAUGUUCCAGCGGUAUUUCCUGUGCCAAGUGGCGGCGGCGGCGGCGGGGGGAGAGAAGUGCCGCAGCAGAUACCAGAACAUCUCGUCCUUCACGUGCCCGGGGUGCCCUGGUCUUCCCCUCGAGGGCGUCCUCAAGAUCAUCGCCGUCGUCGUCGGUAUGACUGGUGAAUUCGCCACGGCCUUCGACGAGGGCAAAUUCACACACAUCGGGAACGCGCAACACAUGACCAUGUUCUUCUUCUUCGGUCUGAACGGAGUGAUGGACGUCCUCACGCACUACCGCAUCCCCGUGCCGCCCGACAUGGACUACGUGUCCGCCGUGCUGGCCUUCAGCAUGGAGGCGCUGCUCUUCUACUACCAUCUGCAUGGCCGGAGUCACAUGGACGUGCAGGUCCAUAUGCUGCUGUUCUACGUCGUGUUGGCCUGCGCGGUGUCCACUGCCUUGGAGAUGUGCUACAAGAACAACGUUCUGCCCGCUCUCUGUCGGAGCUACUUCACGCUUCUGCAGGGCACUUGGUUCUACCAGAUCGGGUUCAUCCUGUACUCUCCGUGGGGCCAAACGUGGGACCAAGAGAACCACGGCCAGAUGAUGGUGGUGACGAUGCUCUUCACAUGGCACAACGCCACCAUCUUCGUCAUCAUGGCCCUGGCCGGCUCGCUCAUCUACCUGCGGGUGAAGGCGAAGGGGCCCGCUGCCAUGUACCACGGUCUCCACGGGCCUCUGCGCAUGCCCAAGAUGGAUGCCGAGCAGAUCAAGAAUAUGAUUGUCGACUCGGAAGAGGAAGAAGUCUAAGAUCCUCAAUAUAUAUUUUUUUUCCUGAUUGUAGAUAUAUGUUAUCAUUCAUUGUUCUUUUCAUUCCCAGGGACUGGUAUAAGGUGUGGGUGAGAUUAAGUGAAGAGGAUGACGAGAGCAUAAAUGGAACAGGGAAGCGUAUAUCAGAUUAAUUUUGCCUGGAUUUAAGAUAGAGAGAGAGAAGGGGGGGGGGGGGGUAGUCUCCUUAACUGAAGCGAAAAGUCCGCGUGUUCCUUCGAUUUUGCAUGACUGGAGGCCAUGCUAGAUUUAUUGAAAAACUAAAUUUACGAGACUUUUUUAAGAUAUAGUUAAAAAUAAGAAAAUCUGAAAGCACGGAAAGGAAUUAAACAUUCCAAUUUGAAGAAAAUAUUUGUGUAAUAUUUCUGUGUUCUUUAUAAUGAUGUAGUGAUUCUCUGAAGAGCUGGUGAAGAGUGUAGAAGGGAUGAUAGGGGAAACUAUAAGUAACAAUAUACAAGCCUGGAAGAUUAAAUGUAUCGAUAUUAAGAAAACCCGGGAAAUAAAAGAACAGCACUAGUUGUUUAGAGACAUGCCGAUGUCGGCUCGAACCUUAGAUUUAUAUUAUAAUAAUCUUUAUGUGUCAAAGAUGUUCUAAUGCACCUCUGGUUCCCCUCGCACGUGGCAUCCCCCUUGUACUCUAUAUAAUAAGGAAAAGUCUAGAGUGCAUAGGUUCUGAUUAAUAAGAAAACAAAAGUUAUUCGAAAUAUGUGUUGAUAAAGAAAUGAAAAGAGAGAGAGAGAAAGGGAGAGGGAGAGGUAGAAGGAGAAUGAGAAGGAGAAGGAGAAGAAAAAGGAAAAGAAAAG
Penaeus chinensis is the source of this 2122-nucleotide messenger RNA. Its product is annotated as transmembrane protein 45B-like. Bases 438 to 1301 code for a protein of 287 amino acids. The record is from RefSeq and is a predicted model, not a curated record. Lineage: Eukaryota; Metazoa; Arthropoda; Malacostraca; Decapoda; Penaeidae. The transcript is spliced from 5 exons.